CUGCUUACCGCCUUAAACUUGCUGGGUGAGCUGGAUGGUCGUCUGAAGAAGUGGGCAGCCUAUAUAGUCAAAAAUUUCGUCCAGCCCAUUGUAGAUAGCGCUGAUGGAAUAGAUCCUUACGAGCGAUAUGUUGUAACGAAUAGGACUGCAGAGUUCACCGCAAGCAGCAAAAUCAGGCCCACAAUCAAGGCGAUUUCGGUUGAGGGGGUAGUUAGUGCCCUCCUACGCCUGUUUUCCAACAUUGCAACAGCAAUAGAUUGUAUUCAAGUAAACGGCAGACCACUUCCGCUCUGUCUUGGUCAUUUCAUCCAAGAUGACCUUAUGGCCAUGUUUUUGAAGCAGUGUGUAGCUGCUUCCAUACCGGUUCCUGAUCCAGAUGGAUCAAAACUAAACGAUGCAAUGAUAGUCGCUGAGAAAUUUCGCGACGAUAUGAUAGCCCUUGGUUUCUUCAAUGAUGCCACCCCCACUUUCAAAACCUUUUCUGAACAACAUUUCACUGUAUUUAUCGAUCGUAGAUGUUUGGAAGUGAUAAGGAGGGCUAAGGAGUUGAUUUGUAUGCCAUACUUGGAGCUGGUCGAAGUUGGAAGUGGUGAAGAAGUUAGUGAAGAAACUAUUCUUCAAUAUAAAGAGGCAUUUGGGAAAGUUUUACCAAAGUCGUCUACAUCUUGUGAUAGCGUAUAUCCUGUAUUGCUUCAGCUUCCUCGGUGCAAAGUCAGCAAAUCUACUGUAGAUCUGAUGGAGUUAGUUUUUGCUACCUUCGAAGAUGCACUUAACACGGAUAAUGAGAAGUUAUCCGGUCGCUUAGCAUUAACUGCUCGAAAUGUGCUGCAGUUGUUUGAACUAACUGCUCCAAGACAUCAUGGAACUGCGAUUUCUUCAAUGCCACAGAUGGCUGCUAUAUUUUACAACAACUGCUAUUACAUCUGUCAUAGACUUAUGAUGAUGCCAUUUGGUAUAUUGAAAAAUGUGGAGAAAAGUUCACCGAAGUUUGCCAGCUUCCGUCCAAUUCUUUCUGAUUCGAUUUGGAAGUUGAGAGAAAUUGCUGCAGAUAUGAUGGAGCAGAUGAUGCGUCAGUGCAGGCGCGAUAUUAGCGUUUUGAUGAACAAAGAUGAUUUGUUUAUAAAAAUCGACGACCUUGAACGGUGCGAUGAGACUAAAGACGUGUUGAAUGCUUGCCUAAUGCAUGUGCAAAAUGUGUCCCAUCUUCUCAAAGAGGUUUUGGCUGAGAUGGUUUACUCACAGACGAUGGCUAACAUCGUUUCUUUCUUGUUGGAUAGUAUCUGCGACAUAAUCUUGAAGCGUGAGGACAUUCGCUCAGUUGAUGCGGACAUCUCAGCGAAAAUGAUCGAUACGUUACUGGAUCAAUUGGCUCCAGUUUUUAUGGUUAAUGGUCGUUCGUCAAUUCAUGAAGUGUGCUCUACAUCCUACUUCCGCACGAAGGAAAUAAUAUUCUGUUUAAAAGGAAGCUUACAAAGUAUCGAUGAUCGAUGGUGCAGCGCCAAAGGACCGUUGGCCCAAUGGUUGCAGGCAAGUGAAGUCCGAUCACUAAUCAAGGCGCUUUUUAUGAAUACAGAGCAGAGGCGGCAACUUUUGGAUUCGAUUUUCUAA
This is a messenger RNA of Strongylus vulgaris, 1608 nucleotides long. NCBI's taxonomy places the organism in Eukaryota, Metazoa, Nematoda, Chromadorea, Rhabditida, Strongylidae. The record is from the annotation of a GenBank genome assembly.